AUGACGGAUAAAAGUGAGUCCGCAUUGAUGGAUCCUCCGCCGCCUCCGCCGCCUUCGGCCCACGGGGUUCCGUCUCCUCCUGAUGUAUCGCCCUUUUCUCCAGCAAGUGCACCACCACCACCUCCUGGCCCUCCACCUUCGUCUAGUUCAAAAGCUGACACGCCGUCUCCGACCUCCGUGCAUCCGGUGAGCAAAUCUGCAGCAAUACCACACUCAAGGCUGCUGAACAGUCUGCCGCUAGAUGAACCGGACGAAUUGGAUCGCAAAUGGUACGCUCAUUUCUAUCAUAUGCAGAAGACUAUUCAGGGCAAGGACGAGGCUGCCGCGCUUGCCAUUUUAAAAAAACAAUCAGCCGAGGGCGUCACGCCACUUCCCUUUCAGCCGAAUAUCGCUCUGCUGUAUGCAAUUGUGACAGAGCCGACACUAGCGAAGCAGCAUCUUCGCUACCUUACGGUAGUGGCUGCCAUCGACAAUUACAAGAUUUGUGUGGGUUGGUUACAACAACUUAUAGAUCUAAAGUUUGUAAAGCUGCUUGUUGCGUGCCGGAGUCAAUUAUUGUGGCUAGUGAGAGAAUUGGUGCAUUUGAAUGCGCUAGGAGUGGAUAAGGUCAUUGUUUGCUUGAUGAGAUACUUGGUUGGCGGCGAUCCCAGCCGCACUACAGUAUGGCUGGCUUCUUCGAUUAUCCGGAUCCUUAUCGAACACGAAGCCUGGCUCCUGUCAUGUUCAAGCUUAAUCCCAUUUGUUUUCCAUACGUUUGUGAGAAUUUCUCUUGAUCACACAGCUUCGCAACACUCGAGCUUGCUCAAGCAAGAGGUGGAGCUGUGCACUACGCUGUGGAACCGUCGACAAGCAGAUGUAGCGCAGCUUGGACGCGAUAUUGUGCGUGUUCUUAGCGACGCCAAAGACAUCGCGGGAAUGAGCGCUCUGUGGAAACAGUUGCGGAAUGUUCGCGACAAUUCUGAGCCUGAAAAAGAUGUCACUGUCUACUCGGUAGCUCAAUUGAUGGCAAUUCCAACCCCCGCCAAAUAUCUUGCCGUUCGAUUAAACCCCAAAAUGGAGGAAUACCUGCUAUUCAUGAUGGAGCGCGUUCAGGCUGGAUCAGUGACACGCUAUCAGAAGUGGUUUUUUUCUCAAUUUUUGAGCAGCCCCGGUUCGGAAGCUCUUGUACCUGACCUUGUGCGCUACAUUUGUGCUGUUUAUCACCCUUCCAACCAAAUUCUAAAUUCUAAAGUCACCCCGCGUUACCAUAUUCUAGGGUGGUUAUACCUCUUAUGCCAUGGAAGCAAAACGCCGAGCUUAUUGGCCCGAGUACAGCUUGCUAUGUUCUUCGACUAUUUGUACUUCAAGUCAUCAGACAACAUCAUGACUGUGGAACCAGCGAUGCUGUUAAUGGUGAAAUCUCUCAAAAGUCAUCCAGUCGUAACGCUUUCAAUGAUUCAAUUUCUCGUAUUCGCGGUGGAAAAAUUUGCAGCAUCAGCGCUCAACCGAACACUGAUGCAAAAAGGUGUGUCGACCGCGUUUGCGAUGAUAUUAAGACUCGGAGUCGUCCCAUCCCUUCUUCCAUUGCAGUCGUUCCCUUUGCUACUAUCGAGUGCUCCAGAGUUGCAAUCAGAGUUGCAUCGUAUAUUUCCAGAGCAUUUUCCUUCCUCAGAGAAUGCUAACAAGGCUCAAGCGCAGCUAAGCUCACUCUCGAGUGCGGCAGGAAGUUCUGCCGGAUCCUCUCCUGUCCGGCACUCUCCAGCAAGACAGUCACCAAUCCGACAAUCGCCCAUUCGUCAGUCGCCUCUCCGUGGCAGUCCAGUAGGAUCUGGCAGCCCAACUACGUCACCACUGCAUUCUCAGAGUCCCACACAUUCAGACGCAAGUAUGGGCGGUGGGGGUCCAACUUCGGACACAAACUCAUUAGGCGCGUUGUCUUUCUUGCCGGACAAUCAACAGGCGGUUGAUUCCGCGACAGAAUUGGCUACUUCAAAUGACACAACAUCACUUUUGCCUGCUAUUUUUUCAAAGCAAGUUGCAGUUGAUAUUCCUGAAGGCAUUUUACCACUUGGCCGUGAUGAUAUUUUACACUUUCAGCAAACGAUACCUGAUCCAUUUACUAGCCCAUCCGAAAAUUUUAUGGAGUAUUUAAACGACAUUUUGAUUUCAUGGACUCGUCAAAGCAACGCCGUCAUUAUUGCUGCUCCACUGGGUAUGUUUUUGCAUGCUUCACUUGAGCAGUUAAUAGUGUCGUCACGAAUUGCUUUUAGCAAUGCUCCAGAUAUCCCGUCACUAGGUGUAUUUGAUUUGAUAUUGGAUCAGGUACUAAGUGAGUCCCCGGAGCUAUAUGUUCCUUUUCUAAAAGCCAUGCAUGCGCGGGAUGUAACAAUUUCCUACCGUUUGCUUGCCUUUUGUUGCUCCCGAGGCAAUAGCAAGAGCCUUGAUGUUGCUCUGGCUCCUUACGCUGCUUUUUGCGAAUCUAUUGGCGGUAACAUGGCCCAAAACCUUUUGAAAGAUUUGAAUUUGAGCCAGCAAGUCGAUGAUGCGCGGUCGCAAGCUUGUGCUCUUCUGAAUGAUCAAUAUACCUUGUCGGAGUCGAAAGACGAAUUGGAUGCUGUAAGCGGUACUGCAUUAAUAUUGUGUCCGUACCUGUUCGCAAAUAUGGAGCAUCCAAUUCUAUCCAAGCUCAUGGCUCGCAGUGAAGGGCUUGUUCGGCUGCUUCUAGGAAUAGUCACACCAAGUAUGCUGAAUGCGCUUUGCACUCGUGUCAUUAUGCGUGAAUUCGCAAUAUUUAAAAAUCGCUUGGCGAAUAUUGUGCUCUCAUCGCUGCAAUGGACCUCAUGGGAACAGUACGGCAUGUGGGAUCUCGUGCUUGCAGAGCUCCUGUCGGGACAGUCAGCCGCAGCUGAGCAGACCAUGAUGGCAGCGACGCGCAAGGUGCUAGCUUGUGUGAAUCCGAAGGAGAACGCAGAGACAAUGACGGGAUUGCUCAAGUGUCUGAUUCACUUUUGUCCCGACGUCAGCGUACUUCAGAGCAUAUUCAAGUUGCCUGACACAUACGACGACUUUCCAUUCGCGGUGUUAGUGUGCUGGAUGGAAAAAUUUCCGGAAGUUGUUACAGACUAUGUCCGUAGCUCGCUAGAAAAUUCUGGCAACAUUUUGAAUAGCAAGCCGCUCGCAGAACUUGUCCGAAAACUGGACCACCUUCAGAACCUGCGGAAUCGUAGUUUCAGCUCCGAACAAUCAGGCCGAAUUGCUGUGCUGAAGGAUGAGACCAUCUGUGUUGCAUUAAAAAAGCUACUGCACCAAUCGGGUGAUGCAAGUAGCAGCUUUCGAGCACUGAAUGCACUUUUACUCGAUAAAGAACCUCCCAACAAAAAAAUGCGUCUCAAUGACGCCAUUUAA
Molecule: messenger RNA, 3384 nt
Organism: Plasmopara halstedii
Lineage: Eukaryota; Oomycota; Peronosporomycetes; Peronosporales; Peronosporaceae
Exons: 5
Coding region: 1-3384 (1127 amino acids)
Cellular component (GO): cytoplasm
Source: RefSeq, a predicted model, not a curated record